Messenger RNA from Rubroshorea leprosula, 2152 nucleotides. The record is from the annotation of a GenBank genome assembly. NCBI's taxonomy places the organism in Eukaryota, Viridiplantae, Streptophyta, Magnoliopsida, Malvales, Dipterocarpaceae.
AUAUAUGUCCUGAUCGUGGGAAGAUUCAUUAAGAGUCCAGAUGUGUUAGAAAAUUGUAAAUGGUCAUGUAUGUUUGGGGAGGUAGAAGUUCCAGCAGAGGUUAUAGCAGAUGGUGUUCUUCAUUGCCACACUGCAACACGAGGCUAGCAGGGUUUCUUUCUAUAUCAUGCACUCCAAUGGAUUAGUUUGUAGCAAAGUGCUAGAAUUUGAAUACCGAACAGUUCAUACUGAAGAUGUUAACACUGCAGAAAACUAUAAUAGCAGUGCCAAUGACAAUCUUCAAUUGCGAUUUGAUGAAUUGUUAAGCUUAAGCUCCAAGUUAACUAUUUCUGACACCAGCAGUUUGGGUGAUAUAUCCCAGUUGAGCAGUAAAAUCAAUACCUUACUUAAAGAGGACAUCUUAGGAUGGGAACGAAUGUUAAAGCCUAGAUCAGGGGAGGAAUUUUCCUCAGAAAAAUUUAAUGAGAAGCUCUUUCAGAAGCUACUGAAAGAGAAGUUGCAUGUAUGGCUCUUACAGAAGGUAGCUGAAGGUGGUAAAGGCCCUAGUGUAUUGGAUGAGGGUGGACAAGGUGUUCUACAUUUUGCAGCAGCACUUGGCUAUGAUUGGGCUUUUGAGCCUACUAUAGUUGCUGGUGUUGGUGUCAAUUUCCGUGAUGUGAAUGGAUGGACUGCACUUCAUUGGGCAGCGUCUGGUGGGAGAGAGCAUACGGUUGCUUCCCUCAUUUCAUUGGGUGCAGUUCCUGGAGCAGUAACAGAUCCGUCUCCUACUUAUCCUUCCGGCAGAACACCUGCUGAUCUAGCCUCUGCCAGUGGACAUAAAGGAAUUGCUGGAUACCUUGCAGAGGACGCUUUGAGGGUCCAGAGUUCAUCCCUUAAUUUGGCUAAUGAAGAUGAUGAUAAAAAAGGACCCAAAGCAGUGCGGGAAAUUUCAGAAAGAAGUGUAACUCCACUUAGCUUAAGCAAUGCACCAGAUAGCCUGUCAUUAAGGGAAUCAUUGGCUGCUGUCUGUAAUGCUACCCAAGCUGCUGCCCAAAUUUAUCAGGUUUUCCGAGUGUACUCCUUCCAAAAAAAGAAGUUAAAUGAGCUUGCGCUUUCACUUUUAGCAAUCAAGUCAUACAAGCCAGGACAAGAAGAUGAACUUAUACAUGCAGCUGCCACAUUCAUUCAAAAUAAGUUCCGUAGUUGGAGGGCUAGAAAAGAGUUUUUGAUAACCAAGCAGCGAAUUGUUAAAAUUCAGGCUUAUGUGAGAGGUCACCAAGUCAGGAAACACUAUAGGAAAAUAAUCUGGUGUCUAGGAAUUUUGGAGAAAGGGAUCUUGCGUUGGAGAAGAAAAAGAAGUGGUUUGAGUGGAUUUAAGCCAGAAGCAGUUACCGCAGCUCCCAAUAUGCAUGAAAAUUCCUCAAAAGAUGACGACUAUGAUUUUCUGAAAGAAGGCAGGAAACAGGUAGAAGACAGGAUACAAAAGGAGCUUGCUAAGGUCAAGUCUAUGGUUCAGUACCCAGAAGGCAGAGAGCAAUAUCGCAGACUGCUGAAUGUUGUCACUGAGAUCCAAGAGAAAAAGGUUAGUGCCCUGAGUCCGGUUGAUUUUGAUGAAGACCUGAUAGAUGUUGACGCAUUAUUAGAGUAAGACACUUUCAUGGCCAGUGGCCACUGCAACUUGAGGCAUCUUUAAAACCGCAUGUAAUAAAGUUACUAGAGAUUUCAGAAAUGCCAGCCAAUCGCUGGUGUGAACGCAGGCAUAUCUCUCCAAAAGCACUGGUGAGUCACUCCCCUCAAGUGCCAUCCAGGAUUGUUCUACUCUGGUGUUUGUCCCUGUAAACGCUCAAAUGACACCAAAGCAGAGACACACACUAAAUUACAUGCUGAAAUGUUCAAUAAAUAACAGUAUCACUCAUAGAUGAGAAAUACUUCUGGUACAAGUCAUUCUGUGGAUAAGGGUAGUUUAGGUAUUUCAGGUUUAAACCCGAUUAUAACUUCAAAUCAAGAUUUUGAAGUUAAUGGAUGCAACUUCGCCAAGGUGCUAUAAAUUGUAUUUCCCAUAAUUGUAAGUGAUGGAAUGUAAGCUAUUUUCUUCUUCCUCUCAUCCCUGUAUCUUGCUUUCCUAACUCUUCUUCUUCUCUUGAUCUUAUCUCAAAAAAUACUUCUCCUAAUC